This is a messenger RNA of Cheilinus undulatus (humphead wrasse), 2146 nucleotides long. It is a transcript of the gene cfap97, whose product is annotated as cilia and flagella associated protein 97. The record is from RefSeq and is a predicted model, not a curated record. The coding region runs from base 162 to 1721 and encodes 519 amino acids. Gene Ontology annotation, biological process: spermatogenesis. Lineage: Eukaryota; Metazoa; Chordata; Actinopteri; Labriformes; Labridae. The transcript is spliced from 5 exons.
CCCACAGCCGCUGUAGCCCGCAAACGAGCAUUUUGCUUUUAAAGCAGGUUUGCGUUUCAUGUAGUUGUAUUUCCAACACAGUGCAUACUUCUAUGGAGGAAAAUGUACAUGUAAAAUGAAACGUUCUUUAAAUUGCGACCCUUCGACAGAUCUUUCAAUCUAUGAACCAACCUUUCACUUCUCUGCAGGAUCACUUUAUGGAGAGUACCACCAUGAUUAAUCCCAGUGAACUGGAAGGGGAAGUGGAUCAUUCAUUCUUUGACAGUGAUUGUGAUGUUGCCAGUGUCAGUAGAAAUGGCAAGAAAAAGACUGAGAAAAAUCUAAAUGGCUCAGAGGAGAAGCGACCAGGUGAUGAGAAGCUUAAUGAAAAACAGCCCGACAUUACAAAAGGUGGUUUGUCCCCAAGGACUGGUGAGGAGAUAGAACAACUAAGCAACCGCAGCAAGACAGCAGAAGAAAAAGAAAAAAGCUGUCAGUCUACAGAGGAAGAAAGGAGCAGGGCGUCAAGCAUAUCCUCUGUUAGCAGUGCUUCAGAUAAAGUCAUCAGUGACAGCAGUGAUAGUGAGGAAGACAUUAAUCUGCUCUCUAAAAGGCCAAAUGGAACAUUUAUGUCUUUAUUGGCUGAGGACAGAGAGGUUGAUUGUAAUGAUGUACACAAACAGAGUCUAAAUGAGACUGAAGAAGAAACAUUUUCAUCCACUGCCAAAUCUUCAGGCUCAAAAGGGAGAAGUAAACAAUCUCCUAAGAGAAGAAUAAGAAAUCGACGUAUCAGAAGUCCAUCCCCGACUUCUACUGAGGCCAGCGUUGAUGCAGACUCGGAGAGCUCAUGCAGCAGCGUUAAAGGGAGAAGAAGUUUAGAGCCCCCCACCCUUCCCAGACCAAACAAGUCUUCUUUAUCUCCAGGUGUGAGAAGGACCCGAGUGGGUUCAACAGGUUCAGCAGGAUGUCGUGAUGUGCCUGUUUACUGUACAGAGGAGUCAGAAGAUACAGUAACAGAUGUGAGCCCCCUACCCUCUUCUUACUCCAGCCCUCGGCAUUCAUUUAACCCAGACCACAAAGAUGGAAGCCUUAUAGAGCAGAAGCAGGAGGAGAGUGUGCCCUCCAGUGGCCUAAGCAAAACACAUCAAGAUGAGGAAUCAGAUCAGGACAAUGAUGACUGCUCUUUCACCUCAGAGAGUCAGCUAAGGGGUAAACUGGUCCUCCCCCGACCCGGAGGGAGAAACAGAAAGAACUACUCAUUCACCAAUGAUGAGGUUCGAUGUAUAGAUAGAGAGAACCAGCGUCUUCUUCGGGAGCUUUCCCGCCUUUCUCCAGGUCCAAGACCAGGAAGUACAGCAGGGAGGAAAAGUCACAUGACCAAUAGCUCACCACUCGUUCGCCUCUCUCACAGUGCACUCAACAGACAGCGGGAACAACAACGUAUUGAGAGGGAGAACCUGGCUUUCCUGAAGAGGCUGGAGUCUGUCAAACCUACACCUGGUCUGAGGCGGUCACAACAACUGGCAGACUACCAGCGACAAAUUGCGUACCUUGGAGGUCCUUCUUACCCCGUUUUCAUGUCCACAACAAAGAAGGAAAGGUCCACCAGUAAGACACCAUCAGUAGGUCCCAGACCGGUGAGCUCUGUCCACCACAGCUCCAGACCAGUUUCCACCACCAGUGACUCCAGACUGGUAAUCAGGUCAAAAAAAACAAGUACAGCAAGACCAGCCUGGAGUUGAGAACUCUGGCAGUGUCUGAUCUCUGAAAACCUGUUGCUGGUUCCCUUUAUAGGUAUCUUCUCUUCACAAAAGGCUCCACUUUGAAGACACAAAGCUUGAAGGAUCAUUAUAUCUUUAGCUGAAUUAAUAAACUCUUCAGCGCUUAGUAUUUGCUUGUUAACUUGUUUUGUUGCAGAAAUAUUGCAAUGAAGCCACAGCAGAAAGCCAUAUGAAUGUGUUUAAUUUGUUUAUCUGUUGUUUCUUAAUACUGCAGUAAUUACUCAGCAGUUGAAAUAUCUAACAAUUUAUUUGUAGAAUCUCUAUGAAUGAUGUUUACAUUAAACCUGCAAUUUUUCUCUCGGCCCCUUUUACCUUAUAUUUUUACUCUGUAUGAUGUGCUUCAGAGUCAUGUUUAUAAACCAAAAAAAUAAAUAUAUGAAACAUUA